This is a messenger RNA of Apis mellifera (honey bee), 9020 nucleotides long. RefSeq lists its product as uncharacterized. The record is from RefSeq and is a predicted model, not a curated record. Gene Ontology annotation, biological process: regulation of DNA-templated transcription. Gene Ontology annotation, molecular function: DNA-binding transcription factor activity, RNA polymerase II-specific; RNA polymerase II cis-regulatory region sequence-specific DNA binding. NCBI's taxonomy places the organism in Eukaryota, Metazoa, Arthropoda, Insecta, Hymenoptera, Apidae. Gene Ontology annotation, cellular component: nucleus. The transcript has 17 exons. Bases 5614 to 8541 code for a protein of 975 amino acids.
GAUUUAGCUUCGUUCUUUAAAACGUCGUGUUGAUUUUUAUAAGAUUUUUAGCAUAUUGUUAAAUAUCCGUAGUCUUUGGUGACAAUUCUUAUGCAAAAAUGGGAUUAAAAGACGUUUGUUGAACCGAACGUUGUUGAACUUAUUUCGCUAGAUUUAUCGAGGCGAGUGUCUUACAGCCAUCUGAACGUUCAACUCGGCAUUUCAAUCCACGGCGCUAUUAAGAAGAUGAAAUUUGCAAUUCAGAUAGGUAAGAAAUGCUGCCACUUCUCACGGCCGGAUUGACGUUUGCCACUUUUCCGAUGAAGAAAUCGAGAUACACUUCUACGAGUAUCUAAAACUCUUUCCUUACGGGAGAACAAAAAUUAUGCGUUUCUGAUGUUUUCACUCGUUUGAUCGAAAUAAACAAAAUUCACCAAGUUUUCGAUUAAAUUUUUUUAAUUAGGAAAAGUUUCUUUGGAAAACCAUAAAUAAUACACUCUUCUCUUCCGUAAUUUUAACCAAAAAUUCGAAAAAAUUCAUCGAAUUCUAUAUUUCUAAUAAUAUCAAAUAUCAAAUUCAAAAGACGCAAAGCAAGAAACUCUCAUUCAUAACUUCACUCUCGGACUAUCAAAAGUUAAUUAUCGAAAGUUUUUCCCCCCCUUUUUUAUUUAAUUUCAACUUCACCCAUUUUAUAAUAACCACAGUCCUUCAUCAAUUCUUCUUUUCCUACAAUUUUCUAACAUCUUUGAUUCUCUUCCCAUAGAAUUUCAAACUGGCCGAAUUCAUUUCCAAGAAUUCGAUCGGAUCGCAAUAUGCUCGUCGCAUUAUCGGAUCGAAAAAUAGGGAAGAAUUUCCUCAGAAAUCAAGAUUAUUAACAUCAAGCCACCUUCUCCCCGUUUCGAGUUUUUCGAUCAAACAAAUUCAUUUCAAACUCGGAUCCCAUCGUUGACCACCCCUUUGUUCCAUCAUCGGUCACCGUUCGACAACGGUCCCUAACGAAAUCGGUAUGCGGGCAUCGGCGGCCGAAUAAUUUUCUAUCAUCCGGGAGGGAAUGUAUUGCCGUGCCCGCUCGCAGGGACGAUUCCCUUCCGCGUUCCGAUCGAAAUAUGCGCGGCACGUUCCUGCAAGGUAAACUCGAAAGGUACGGGGGUGGCGGUGGUAUUUGUCAAGACUCGGCAGACGUGCCCGUCGGUAUCCACCGACGGUCGGAGAUAUUAUUCAAGAUAUAGGGGAGGGAGAGGGCACGGCCGACAAGGAAAAUGCCCAGUUGGACAGUUGGACAGUUGGAGUGGGUGAGGGUUGGUCGCGCCGUCCUCGUCGAGGAACGUCCCUUAUCCUUGAAUCGUCCUUGUCGGUGACGAGCGGAAACGGAGGUGGAUCGACUCGUGCUUCCGCUGUCACGUCGAGUUUCCACGGUGUCGGUGGGAUGUCUCUAUCGAGUUACGAGGCUUUGUUUUUGGGUCGAUUCCGAGUGGCCCAUCGCCACUCGGAACGUCCCGCCGGACUUUCUUUGACCCCCUUUGACGUCGUUUCCGGGCCUUCGGCCGAUAAGCAUGAUAGCCGGGGCAAAAUUGAUUUUCCCCAAAACAUUUGGCGGAAGUUCGCCCUCACGAGGCCGCCGAGGCAACCGAGAUGCCCUCGUAUAAUAAUAAUAAUAAUAAUACUUUGUCCACGCGGAAAUCGAUUUUCUUGGCCGGCUUUACGUGGCGGACCGAGCCGCCAAUCGGAGUUUAUUCGAGUUGGUUCGAGUCGCGAAGAUUGUUACGACGAGUUUUUCUCGGCGUCGAGGAGGGGAAAGAUCGGUAAAAAUAGUUUUUAGAUAAUUGUGGAAAUAGGCGUUGAUUGAAUUUCGUUCGAUACAUGUUUCUUUAAUCCUUUUGCGAUCGAAUUAUUUUAUUCCGUCGCGAAUUUAUUGGAUGCAAAUAUAAAUUUAUUAUUCGAUGGUUUAACUUAACCGAAGGAUGAAAAGAUGAAAAUCUGUAAAUAAUAAAUGCGAGGUAUAUUUUGACUCUUUUUAAAGUUUCAAUUUUGUGUUUCAUCUAUGAUGAUUCGAUUAAUGGAUAAAAAUUCUUUUAGGUAGACACGUUCGGAUUGGUCGAGGGGGUGAUUUAAUAAAAUAAUGAAAAAAGGAAAAGAAGAAAGGAAGGAAGAAAAAUGAUGGAAAAACUGCAACGGUUCUGUGAACGUGAUGGCAGUUAGUAUUGGUUGAAAAUCGUUGGUGAUUGGAAUCACGGCCAAUUCUAUCAAAGCACUCUUGCAUCGCUGCACGAUUCGUGUUUCCAGUAAAAACAAGCAUAGUUACAAAAAACGCAACGCAAGGAAUAUCGAUGCAUCGAAAUCGCUUCACUUUCGAAGGGCUCAGGAUCUUUUUCAAUUAUUACUCUCGGACGAGAAUUAAUCGAAUCUUUUUUUCUUCGUUCACGCACGAAACGAAUUCUUUAUCCCGUCUAUUAUACGACACGAUAUUAACCGCAAUUGCUUCUUCUCCGAUUAAUUUUAAAAUCGAGUCGAAUAUUUUUCUCUCUUCUUUCCUUUUAUGUAAUCGACGAGUUACGAAUUCGAUCGGUUAAACACCUUCUUCCUUUUCCUCGGGUGUUCAUCUUUUCUUCCGAAUUUUCGCAGCAGAGAGAAGAGAGGAGGAGUUUUUUCUCAGGCCAAGAAAUUCGAUUAGGCGUCGUUCAUUGUGUAAAGGUUACUACGGGCGAAAGCAUUGCCGGCUCGUUUCAGCGAAAUUCUUUCCACACCCUCCUUCGCUCCUCCCCUCUCGGUUUUAGGGAGAACGAAGCCAAGCUUCGUUCGAACCCCCAUCCGGGCAACCUAUAACGAGGAAGAAAGCUUUCUUUAUCUGGGUUGCAAAAUCGAAUUGUCGUCCUUUCGUCUCGCGAGCUCUUCCUCGCAGAUUCUCCUCUCACCUCCAUUCCCGCUUCCCGCUUUCGUGAAAACAUUUCAUCCGAAUGGUCCGACCAUCUUCCUCUCCCGCUCUUUUCCUCCCUUUUCCUCCUUCGCUCUUAUCUUUCCCCCUAUUCAACCAACACGCACAAGUUAAGGAGUCGUUGAUGAAGCGAAUCGGAUAUUCCUUGGGGAAAAUAAUCCGCCAGGAAUUCAAUGUGGGAGAAUAUUCUGGGCUGAAAACUCCCCCCCUCCCCCGGUUGAUAUUGUUAAUUCGUGAUAUGAGAAAAUCCAUUCGGGCUUUAGCCAAACUUCCUGUAUUUAAUUUGCAUCCAGUCAAUUGUCAGGGCCAGGAAGUGGGGAAAAGUUGGAAGGAUAAUUGGUUGUUGAGCAGCGCGCGGCUCGGCGGACAAAGUUUUGGAAAAGAAUAAAACGCGUUUCCAAGCUCGGCGAGGCUUUCCACGUUAUUAGCCUUAAUCGUAACCUUAUUCCACCUUUAUAGCAAUAUGCUAUAACGUUAUAGCUCGCAUCCUCGUUUGUCGAUCUUUUUUCCACAAUUUUUAACUCGAUUUCGCGGAACGACUAUAUAUAUAUAUAUAUCCCUUAAUCAUUUUACGAAUAAGAAAAUUCUUUUAUAAUACGCGAAUAUCCAUAUAAGUUUAAUUUUAUUACAAAAAUUAUAAUCUCGCAACUCUUUGUAAUUUACUUUAAUUUAAUCUUUCGUAAUAUUACGUUUCACGUUACCUCCUACCUUUCCCUGGUAAAAGAUAACUUUAUCCCCCUCACCGCUCUUAAUAAUCAUCCCUUUUACCCAUCAAUUUUACAAUUUCCCUUGUUAAAAAAUUCCACCUAGUACCGUAGCUCUCCAACGCGCGUGUUAAUUUUCUCUUUUUCAAAAAAGAAAGAAAGAAAAAAAAGAGAGAGAGAGAAAGAACUCUCUCAUCAUGGAAAUUAACUUCGACUCGAGAUUAAAUCUUUGUCGAAAAAUAAAAUAUUGAAAAAGAAAUAUUCGCCACCGAGCGAAUUGAAAAAUCUCAAUUCGAACCUCCCUCUUCGUUCUCCCAUUUUUAUCUCCCAGGCUAUCUAUUUUAAACGUCUUCCAACGAACGAUAUCCCCGACGAAGUCCCGUUGCCGCGUUAUUAGCGCGGCAAAGAGAGGAAAGGGUUGGAAACCGAGGGCAUAUCUCUCGGCCGACUUGUGAAUAGCGGGAAGGAGAGGAAGGGUCGAGUUAAAACAACGAGAAGUAGCGAGUGAUAAUUGAGGGAGGCCGCGGACCACGGCGGAAAGGUGGAGAACGCCGAUGCGGAUCUACCUGACCGGAAUUCGGAACAGGAACGAUGGAAGGUGGGAGGGCCGAGUAAUUCCGGUGACUUCGAUUAUGGAAGAUGGUUCCUCUUCUGGACCGAUCGAGCUAGAAUUUAGAUGUUUCUUGGAAUAUUAAUGCGACGCAUUUCCUUCGACCUGGAUUCGACGAGAAAUUGAACUAUUUUAAUGCUGAACGUGGGUGUUUUUGUUGCUGGAACAAGCAGGAACAAAAGGAUUUGGAAUUGUUUAUUUUUCGAUGAAGAGGAAUUAUUUCUUUUUUUUUUAGUCGAGUCGCGUCUUGCGAUAUGAUUUUCUAUUAUUUUUUAUUUAAUUUAUUUGAAUAUGGAUGGAUGGGAGUUGGGGAUCGAGAGAUCAAAGGGAAAUUGUAAGAGGAAUAUGAAUUGUUAUGAUUAAUAAUGGUUUUAUGCUUUUUAUUUAUUAGAGGAAAAUGUUCUUUAAUACACAUUCGAUCAAAGUGUUUGAAUAUAUCAAUAGAAAGAGAAAUGUAUUUUUGGUUAAGUAUCUUUGGUUUUACGAUCUAUAAUAUAUAUUGAAAAGAAUUUUAUUUUAGUUUCGUUUCGAUUUGUUCGACGUAUCGUCGCACGAGAACGAUUGAAGCUUAGGAGAAAAAUUGUAGGUUAGAGAAUUGUGCCACGAACGAUUAUCGCACAAUUUUACGAUAUUACUUAUGGAAUGAGACGAUCAAUCGAUCUGUACGUUUGUAAAAUUCAUCUGUAAAUCUUUACUCGUUUCAAUGAUCAAUCUUAUUUUUACAAACUGAUAAGUUGUAAAAUAUUUUGUCGAUAAUAUCACCUCGGUGUAUCGUCAACGAACGAAAUGUAAACACAUUAUCUUAUCGAUCCUCGAAAUAAUGGAACGGAUCGAUCGUUAAAAAGUGAAAUCUUUCUCAUCUCGUAUUUCCAAACAAAUAAAUGCUUCUGAUUUCUUAUAUAACCGAUAAUAAUUCAACGCAAAAUACCUCUUCCCACUAUGUGUCAAUGAAAAGAAACAAAAACAAAAAAAGGACGGAGGAGAAAAAAUUCACCACCCAUUUCCCCCAACCAAUAUUACCAAUCAACUUUAUCUCCACCAUCUGAAACUAAAGAAUUUUGAAAAUCCGUAAGAAAAGGCGGCGAAACGAUUCCCGUGCCGAUACUUGGAUCCGAAUGUGGAAAAAUGGGGAAGGAGAGGGAAGGGGGAAAAAAUUGGGACGAAAUGCGCGUGUCGAAGGUUAAAUUUAAAGAACUAAUAGAGGGAAGGAUUACGCCAUUGGCCAGCGACGUUUCCAAAGUUGCCCGUUUGGCGGCGAUAUGGGCGAACCGAUUCGGGAUCGUGGGCAACGAUUCCUCGUUAGCGAUCGAUGCGAAUCAGGCUGCGAGACGACGUCCACGUGUGGAAAGUGGCUCGGUUUCGAAGGUGACACGCUCGGAUGCUGAGAAAUGUCCCAGAAUAACCUGCUUCAAGGAUACAACUGGGAGACCCAGUACGAGGAUUCUCAGGUGCAAUUCACUCGUCCUAUCCCGGAUGAAGUCAUCAGCGUUUAUGAAGUUUACGUGAAAGAGGAAACUGCAGGUUCUGAAGGGAGGAACGAUGUCACCGUCGUACCGAGUUUGCCGUCCACAAAUGAUCAUCAAUUAAUUCAGGGUGAUUGCAUGAACCUAAAUGUGGCUAUAGAUUCUGAAGUAAUUAACAUUGACGGUGCUGUGACAAAGUUUCUCGGGAAAGAUGCUUUCAAAUAUAAAAUUCUCGAUCAAAAUGUUAAUUCGUCCAACGACAACGUUAUGGUGUACUCGCAUCCAGUUGUCGAAGGACCUUCAUCGUCUUCCACUCGACUGAUCGAUAAAGAUGAUCCAAGAUCGAAACUUCAUUUCGUGAAAUAUUUGAAGCGAGAUGGAAAGACGUUGAAAAUCUGGGAAUGCGGAAUUUGUUCGAAGGAGUUCCGGCAUCAGUACACGUUGAUGAGGCAUUUGCCAACGCACACCGACGAGAGAAACUUUAAAUGCGAGGCUUGCGGCAAAGCUUUCCGGCAGUUGUCGACUCUGAGCCAGCACAAGGCGAUACACAGCGACGCCAGGCCAUACGUUUGUGAAUUUUGUAAGAAAACUUUCAACAGAGUGUCUACACUGAUUUCACACCGGAAAACCCAUUCGGAACACAAACCGCACAAAUGUCAGGUUUGUGGGAAAGGAUUUCAUCAAAAAGGCAAUUUGAGGAACCACGUAUUUACCCACACGAACGAGAGGCCGUACAAAUGCGAGCUUUGUGGCAAAGGGUUCAAUCAAAUGUCGAAUUUGGUCUGCCACAAGGUCAAAGCUCAUGCACACGCGGAGAAAAUGCAGCACGUGUGCGGAAUCUGCGGCAAAGAGUUCCCGCGCCGAUUCUCUUUGAGAUCGCACGAAGAGUACAAGCAUGGGAUAAAGUAUCGACAUCCGGCCGGUGUGCAGACAGGAAUCAACGAUCCGAACGUCAUAAGAAACAAGAAUGUGAGGAUCGUUCAGCUACCCAACGGAGAUCGAAAUCAAACUAUCGAAGUCAGGGACAAGGAUCCUUUGAUGUGUUCAGAUGUGAUGGAAUCGGUGGUGAUAGAUAAAAUCGACACGAAGGCGAUGGAGAUGGCAUUGAUCGAGGGACAAACGCCAUUCGCUUUGUUUAAACCAGCCAAAGGAAUUCCUGUCCUGGUGAAAGUCUCCCCAACUGGGACUCAUAAAAAUAUCUUGACACCUGCCACCGCGGAAGAUUUACGCAUGGCGGGCAAGAUGAGCCUAAGUCCGACGAUUACCGCUGAUCCCGACAGGAUUAAAGCGGUACAAGUGAAGGUACCAGUGGUAGCCACGGUUAUCCAGAGCAUUGACUCUGAUGGAAAAAUGAAUUUCAUUGUCGAACCGCCUGGCCCCGAGAACGAACAUGAGAGCUUGGUCACGGCAUUGGAUUCUCAGUUCACGUACACCGAGCCGGCCAGAAACGAGCCGGAUCGCCAGAAUGGCCCUGUUGUGUCCUCGGCGAUGGAGGAUUGCAACGAGCUGCUGGAACUGGCCGCCCAGGGUGGAAUACAGUUCGUGCGCGCGACAGAGGACGGUCGUUACGAGGUGAUGACGAACAGCGAGGCUCGCGAUCUGAUGGCACAGAAUUCGCACGACGUGACGAUUCUUGAGGGUGAGGAAGCGGAUGCGAUCAAUGUUGUGAAUAUGCGCGGCAACGGGGAAGUUAUUAUCGGGGAUUCCGAUAAUCAGAUCAUGGUGCUCGAUUCCGCAUCGACGCAGAAAUCUAUGCCGAUGGACGGCAUUGAGAUCCUGGAGGACAAGGAUAUCCGGAUAUUGGACAGCAAAAGCCUCGACGACCGUUUCGUGGACGGCAUUAGCUUCCUCUCGCAAUCGAAGAUCGACGAUCUGAUAUUGGGCCCGAAACCUUUGUCCAUCGAUGGCGGUGUGACCGUCAACGACCACGAGGACGAGGCCAUAGGCGUGCCUUCGAGUCAACAAGAGUUGACGAACAUACUCAGCCACAGAAGCGAUAUUUCCACGCUGUCGACCACAUCUCAGCCCUCGAUAUCGUCCCUGUUAAUGAAAAAUCAUCCACCCUUGUCGAUCUUGAACGAUACGCUCCCGUAUCUGAAGAGCAACACAAGCUUAGCCGAAGAUCUCAAUAUUCUAGGCAGUUCGACGAUGGACGAUCAUCAUUCCGUGUACGAGUCAAAGAUAAAAUUACCUUCCGUUUUCGACGAUCCUGAACCAGACACUGGCCUGAUACCAAUCAAUCAAUCGGAUAUGAAGAUACUCGGAUCAGGAACUUCGAAUAAGGUCCUUGGCAGCAAGACAAAUUGUCUACCGCCAUCGAAAUUGUUCCCCGGUCUGAACGAGGUGAAGAUCCUGGGUCCGAAGAACCACAGCCAAGAGAUGAUGACUUCGCAGUAUCAGGAUAUAAAGUUACUCAGCCCUUACGAACAGUUUUUGAAGAACACCGCCUCGAACACGAACGGGUGCGACAGCGGCGGAGUGAACACUUCCGGUGGGUGCAGGAAGGAGGUGAAGAUCCUGGGUAAGAAGUUGGGAACUGGCAUUAUCACCAGCACCGAGGAGGGCAACGUUGUGGAAGUCAUCGAGGAGAAAACUAAGCUCAUGAUGGACGGUCCAGGUCUUUGCAACCCCACUGACAACACGGUGAUCUCAUCUCCGCGUCUCGACAGGCAGAUCACGGAGAAUGGAGGGCCGGACAGCUUCUUGCUCCAAGCAUGUAGCCCGUGCGACUCAGAUUUCCUGAAUUUCGAGAACCGUUUGAAGGACACGUCGCCGGCCGGCCAUUUUGAGCGGACCCAGAAGGAUUCCAGGGAUAGUUUCAGCUCUACCAGCGGUCUUCCCGAUCUCGAUUGAACGAAGAAGUCGGGAACAGUCCAACUCUGUUCAACUCUUCUCCUUGGCUCUCCUCCGUUGAAACUGUCCAAGCUCGCGACGAGUGGAAAGGGAAAAAGAGAAAAAAAAGGGAAAAAAGGGGAGGGGGGGAAAAAAGAAAAGAAAAAAAAAAGAAAAAGAAAAUGUCGCCACGAGAUCUUUAAAUGGCUGUGAAGGAUGGAUGUGAUUAUUAUAAUUGAUAUAUGUGCAACUAGAAAAUUAACGUCUCGAUGUUGUUCGUUCGUCGAAUUCGUUCUCACGACACAUUCUCGCGAAUCUAGUAGCAAGAACUAGGAUUGUGCAUUUAUUAUUAUUUUCUUUUUUUCUCGAUUUUUAUUUCAGGAUUAUUUCCCGUAUACCGAUCCUUAAAAAACUAGUUUCGAAUUCUUGUGAAUUUUAUUCCGAACGUCUUAUAUAUAAUGUUAGUUCCAGAGGGUUAUUCUCGAUAUAUAUAUAUAUAU